UCUGGUCACAGCAGCAAACCUCCUCAUGGCUCUUUGGAUAGCAGCAUGCGUCUACCUGUGCUUUCUGCUGGCAGUAAAUUGCUGGCAUGAUCUGGACAACACAGAGUACGACUGUUGGCCGAUCAACAGUCCAAAUGAUUACAACAUGAUUAGCUGUGGUGGUCUGGAAAUGGCUUGGGUGCAGCGUCCCCCAGAGAAAGUGACCAAUGGCGAGGAGUUCAAUGUCUCAUACACGGUGACAGCUUCAGAUUCCUUCUAUGAGUACGCAGUCAGGAACAGGAUCUUCCAGUUUAGUGAUGCGUCAGAGGCAAAGAGGUUCUGUCAUGAACACGAGUGCCCGUCGAACUGGAACAACGCCAAUGAAAUGAACUGCUGUGUGUAUCACGCCAACAUCCACUCCUGUCCCUUAGGCCUCAUGAAACAAGGUGGAAUCUGUGGCCCGUGGAUUCCUGACGAUGGUAAAAUAGUGACUCACACUGUUUCCAAAGCAGGCAAGAUGACCCAGAAAUACUGGACUUCAAAGGUGGUGCUGAUCCAUGUGGGAGUCACCUCAGUCAUUGCUCAUAUCAAAAUAGGACAGAUGCACGCAGCGCUGGAGUCCAAAGUGCUUGUUGUCAGUGCCCAAGUGUGCGGGGAUGACGUCUGCGAGCUGGAGGAGACCUGUCUGAACUGUCCUGCCGACUGCGGCAUCUGCCCAAUGUCCAUUACAAUCAAAGUAGCCAUUGGGCUUCCGGUCGCCCUCUUCAGCAGUGGCUUCAUCCUGACCAUGGUGUGGCUCCAGUACCAGAAACAGAAGAUGUUUUGGGAUGAAAGCUGGAUCAUCAGCUACAAGAACAUAAUAUUUGGUAGAGUGUGCUGGAUGGGGAACGGCAGCACCACCAGCCUGCAGCGCGUCAAGAGUAACUCCACUGUGAGUCGAACUACUGAUGUGACUGUGUGCACCGAAGUCAACACCUCCUUCAAACAGGGCUUCAUCCAGCCAGGCAUAUAUGAUGGGAGGACGGUAGCAGUGAAACACAUCCAGAAGAAACACUUCACCCUGUCUAAAACCAUCAGGAAGGAGGUGAAAGAAGUCAGGCAACUGGACCACCCCAAUCUAUGCAAGUUCAUCGGUGGUUCCAUUGAGGUGCCCUAUGUGAGCAUCAUCACAGAGCACUGCCCCAAAGGAAGCCUGUCUGAUGUCCUGCUGAAUGAUGACAUCCCCAUCAACUGGGGCUUCAGACUGUCCUUUGCCACUGACAUCGCCCGUGGGAUGUCUUACCUCCACCAACAUAAGAUGUUUCAUGGGAGGCUUCACACCAGAAACUGUGUUAUUGAUGACCGCUGGGUGUGCAAAAUCUCAGAUUAUGGGCUCAUGGCCUACAGGAAGGAGGACUUUGAGGCCAUCAGUAAUGGCUUCAACUGCAGCGAUGUAAACCGUAUUUACUGUGCUCCAGAGGUCCUGCUGGGAAGCAGCUCCAACAUGACACCAGCAGCGGACGUCUACAGCUACUCCAUGAUUCUGGUUGAGAUUGCGACUCGCUCUGACCUCAUUUCAGACCAGACUGAGGGAGUGAGGAUGGAUAUCAUGUGGCGCCCCCCUCUGCCUGAACUCAAAGCAGGGAAGGCAGAUACUGACUGUCCCAGCCAAGGAGACUACUGUGAGCUGAUUAAGAAGUGCUGGUCUCACAACGUCACCAUGAGGCCCACAUUUGAGCAGGUGAAGAAGAUGCUUGACAAGAUGAACCCACACAAAGUCAGCCCAGUGGACAUGAUGAUGAACCUGAUGGAAAAGUACAGCAAACAUCUGGAGGCCAUAGUUGCUGAGAGAACACAGGACCUUCUUCAAGAGAAACAGAAGACGGAUCGAUUGUUAUACAGUAUGUUACCAAAGCCAGUGGCUGAUGACCUCCGUCAAGGUCGAACAGCAGAGGCUCAGAGCUUCUCCAAUGCCACUGUCUACUUCAGUGAUAUUGUUGGAUUUACUCAACUGUCUGGUGCCAGCACUCCCCACCAGGUAGUGGACUUCCUCAACCAGCUCUACACCACCUUUGAUGACAUUAUUGACAAUUAUGAUGUCUACAAAGUGGAGACAAUAGGCGAUGCUUACAUGGUGGUCUCUGGGGUCCCUAAAGAAAAUGGCAUCAAUCAUGCUGGAGAGAUAGCCAGCAUGGCUCUGGAUCUGGUAAGCGUCUGCCACAAUUUCAAGAUCCCCCACAAGCCCAACACGCAGCUAAAGAUCCGUGCUGGCAUACACUCAGGACCUGUUGUUGCUGGUGUGGUUGGCACCAAAAUGCCACGCUACUGCCUUUUUGGAGACACUGUCAACACAGCAUCACGAAUGGAAUCAACCAGUGAAGCUCUGAAGAUCCAGGUGAGUGGUGCCACAGCUGACCUGCUUCACACACUCAGAGGUUAUGUUCUGACCUGCAGAGGAACACUUAAUGUGAAGGGCAAGGGGGAGAUGACAACAUGGUGGCUUGAAGCAAAGAGAGACGAUCACACAGACCCGCUGCUCAGAACAUCUGAAUCCAGAGGAGUCCCAGUACCAGUUAGUGACUAAGUCUGGGUUAGAGACUAAUAUGUGAGAAUAAGUGUAUAAAAAACUGGUUAGGCUUGGUGUUGUGAAACUGAUCUGAGUCCAGUGAGUUAUUUUAGGGUAAAAAGUGCAGAUACUGUAUAAUGAGGUUAAAUUAAGAUGAAAAACUAUCAUGAAUGUAGAUGUAAUGCUGCACUGUAAAUUCACCAGAGGAUACUAGUAAAGUGCUUAAUUGUUGCUGUUCAUUAUCAUAGUUCCAUUAUUGUGACCAGGGGUAAUGAUGACAAGACCAAUCCCACCGACAAUUAGAAGAAAUGCACAAUGACUACAAAAACAUAUUUUUUGUAAUAUGAUUGCGCAGAACAUGGUCGUGUAUUGAUUUAUUUUUUUGCACUUGUUGGAAGGAAUGUAAAAGAAAUAUGCAGAAAAACAUGCCAGAGCUGAGGAAGUGCUGUUUUUGCUACACAUGCUACUAUGAUUAAUUUUCUAUCAUACAUAGAUUUAUUUAUAUUGUUGCAAUCUGAGGCACUUUUCUGUUUUCUGGUAAAUUAAAAGUAAAGGAGAUGUUCACUGCCUGAAAAUAAUAAACUCCAUCUUUGACUAAGAAGUAUCACCUAUAUAGUUUGAUAUCUUACCUUUCAAACAUUUUGAUUAAGAACUGGAAUCUGACAAUACAUGUCAUAUUAGGAAGAGCAUAUGAGUAUUUAAUAAAUGUGAUAAUGGAUAAUGAUUUCACUGGUGUUGCUUCCAAGAAAUCUAAAAAACUGAUGGUAAUGUUGGUAGUUCCACCUGUGGUUUUGUUUGCUCUAGAAUGGUUGAUUUUCCUAACAACAGAAGUACAAGUCAUUUGGAACCAAACUCUUCUGUUAAAGCUUCCUGUGAUUUUGCUUUGAAAAUGUACAUACAGACUAGAUCUGAUAAACACAAACAAUUACCCAUUACUUUUGUAGAAUAAGAAUGAACAGUUGUCUGUAGUGUUUUUAAAAUAUCACUUACUGUGCAGUGCAAAGUUAUUUUAUUGUACUGUUCUUAUAUUCAGUGAUGAUAUAAAUUGCA
Lates calcarifer (barramundi perch) is the source of this 3574-nucleotide messenger RNA. RefSeq names its product atrial natriuretic peptide receptor 2. Bases 26 to 2542 code for a protein of 838 amino acids. The record is from RefSeq and is a predicted model, not a curated record. Gene Ontology annotation, molecular function: ATP binding; protein kinase activity; guanylate cyclase activity. The transcript is spliced from 23 exons. Gene Ontology annotation, biological process: cGMP biosynthetic process; protein phosphorylation; receptor guanylyl cyclase signaling pathway. Lineage: Eukaryota; Metazoa; Chordata; Actinopteri; Centropomidae.